Molecule: messenger RNA, 2280 nt
Organism: Drosophila serrata
Lineage: Eukaryota; Metazoa; Arthropoda; Insecta; Diptera; Drosophilidae
Gene: PIG-B
Product: phosphatidylinositol glycan anchor biosynthesis class B
Biological process (GO): GPI anchor biosynthetic process
Cellular component (GO): endoplasmic reticulum membrane
Molecular function (GO): alpha-1,2-mannosyltransferase activity
Source: RefSeq, a predicted model, not a curated record
CUAGUGUAUGUACUCUGUCCAGUUACGGCCACACUAUUUUCAACUUUUGCUUUGGUCCUCUGUUCGCGUUAUUUUUAGGCCGCCAAAAGUGUUUCGUUUUCGUGACAAAAAUUCCGGAAUCUCUAGCAAUUCCGCCCUUUUCGGCAAGCACCAGUCUAUACGCUAUUUAAGUAGCCCAAAGUCGACGACGUCGGCGACAUCGCUCAUCCGGUUUUUCCGGCUGACUAAUUUUGGAACUGCUGCUGGCUUCUGCUUCUUUUCGGGACCCACGCAGCGAUGAGGCUGCUGUACGUGUUUUUACUGAUUCUGGCCGUGCGCUUGGCCUCCGUUUUCGUGGUCCAGACAUACUACGUUCCGGAUGAGUACUGGCAGAGCUUGGAGGUGGCCCACAAAAUCACUUUCGGUUAUGGCUACCUGACCUGGGAGUGGGUCGAGGGCAUUCGUAGCUAUGUGUACCCGCUGCUGAUCGCCGGACUCUACAAACUGCUGGCUCUCGUGCAUAUGGACAGUGUUCAGCUUCUAGUACUGCUGCCAAGGAUUCUACAGGCCACCUUAUCUGCUUACUCCGAUUAUCGAUUCUUCGUGUGGACUGGCAAGCGCAAGUGGGCCCUGUUUCUGGUCCUGGUUUCCUGGUUCUGGUUCUACACGGGAUCAAGGACUCUGGCCAAUACCUUGGAGGCCUCACUGACCACGAUUGCCCUGAGCUAUUUCCCAUGGUAUGGCGAGGGAACUGGCUACCUAUGGCCAGCAGCCAUCUGCUGCUUCCUGCGCCCCACGGCGGCGGUGAUUUGGCUUCCAUUGGGCCUGCAUCAUCUGCGAAAGAGUCGUCAAAAUGUGGUCGAAUUGAUACUGAAGCGUUUUGUCCUCAUCGGUUUACUCGUUGCUGGCCUGGGAGUUGCCAUUGAUAGUUACUGGCAUGGUCGGUUGAUUGUCACACCGUACGAGUUCCUCAAGUACAACAUAUUCAACAACAUCGGCAGCUUCUAUGGAUCCCACCCAUGGUACUGGUACUUCACCGCGGGCCUGCCCACUGUCCUGGGUGUCAACAUAUUGCCCUUCCUCUUUGGCGUUAAGGAGACUGUGCAGAAGUCUGAGAAAUUCGCAGUUAGCAAACAGCUCCUGAUCACUAUCUUCGUGACUCUGCUGGUACUGAGCGCUGUGGACCACAAGGAAUUCAGAUUUGUGUCCCCGCUUCUGCCUCUGUGUCUUUAUGUGUCUGCCGAUGUCCUGUCCAAAUGGAGCUAUCGCGCAUCUAGCAUUCUACUGUGGGCCGCUGCUUUGGUGAUCUUGGUGGCCAAUAUAAUGCCGGCGUGGUAUCUAAGCACCGUCCACCAGAAGGGACCCAUAGAUCUGAUGCCGAAGCUGCGGGUCAUCGCCCAGGAUUACCGGGAUGAGCGGGACCACCGAGCGAAUAUCCUUUUCUUGAUGCCUUGCCACUCGACUCCGUAUUACAGCCACAUCCAUGAGAACGUAACCAUGCGCUUUUUGACCUGUGAACCCAAUCUUGACAAGAAGGAGCAGUACAAGGACGAGGCGGACCGCUUCUAUGAGAACCCCGUGCAUUGGAUUAACUCCAAUAUACCCGUACAUCCGCUAACCGCACAGCCAUCGCACGUGGUGCUGUUCGAUCCGCUGGCCGAGAAUAUCAGCGUUUUUCUGCGCAAUUACCGAUUGCUCCAUCGCAUCGAACACGCAGAGGUAACCUGGCUGGAGGGCUUGCAGGCUCUGGCCAACAAGGGGUCGCAGGCUGUGGGCGUCCAGUCACCUAAUCUCGUGUCUAUGUUCCAGCACCGCCAGUUGCGUACGGGUCGGUCCAUUUUGGUCUACCAGCGCCUGAAGAAGGGUGAAGAGAAUGCAUUUAAUCGCGAAAACGAGCAAGAACCCGAUGUUCAUGAUCAUCCGGGACUAGAGGAACUCCCACCGAUCGAGGAAAACCAGUUCAAUUAGACAUUUAGAGCGAAAGAAACCUGAAAGACUAUGCUACCCCACCACUCAGCCCUCCGUUCAAAAAUUAAUAUUAACUCUAAUACAAACGUAUAUUUUGUAUAACAUUUUGGCCUUUGCAAAAGUUUUUAAAACGUCGCUCGAAAGAAGUAGCGAAUGGAGGAGAUUCGUAGGCGCUUUUCGUGUAAUUUGUGCUAGUUGAUAAUCUGUAAGCUAUCCGUGCAUUUAGGCGUUAGCGGCCUAAUGAGAGGCAAUAUAUAUUUUAAAGUAGUCUAUACGCACUCUUGUCCUGUCCUUUCUUUAAUUUCUCAAAAUAAAGGUUCAGAUUAAGCGAAA